Messenger RNA from Lactuca sativa (garden lettuce), 945 nucleotides. RefSeq names its product GPI inositol-deacylase C, putative (DUF1218). NCBI's taxonomy places the organism in Eukaryota, Viridiplantae, Streptophyta, Magnoliopsida, Asterales, Asteraceae. The record is from RefSeq and is a predicted model, not a curated record.
GUCACUUAAAGCACCACUGCAAAGCAUGUAAAAACCCUAACAAAAACUAUUCCAAAAAACAAGCCUUUUCCCUUUCACAUGAACCCCAUAUAUUAAAACACUCUCUCCCUUUCAUCUCAAAACCAGCUAAAACUUUCUUGUUCAAACCUUUGUCACAAUGGCUAACAAAGUGAUCGGUGCGCUUGUAUGUCUUGUUAUCAUUGCAUUGGAUAUAACUGCGGGCAUUCUUGGGAUCCGAGCGGAAGCAGCCCAAAACCAGGAGAAGCAUUUGAGGUUGUGGUUGUUUGAGUGCAAAGAACCAAGCCAUGAAGCGUAUAGGCUAGGGUUGGCUGCCAUUGUGCUCUUGAUUGCAGCCCAUGUGUUAGCCAACUUGCUUAGUGGGUGCGCCGUUUGUAGCCAUGAUGAAGUCCAAAAAGCUUCUCUUGGGAGGCAAUUGUCAUUGCUAUCCCUGUUCUUUACAUGGGUAAUCCUUGCCGUUGGAUUGGGGAUGCUGGUGAUCGGGACAAAAGCAAACAGCAAAUCAAAUGCUUCAUGUGGACUUUCGCAUCAUCGUUUCCUUUCGAUUGGAGGGAUAUUGUGUUUCGUUCAUAGCCUCUUUUCUAUCGCUUAUUACGUUACUGCCACUGCUUCAAUCCACUGAAAAGUCAAAAAAGAUAGAAAUUGCUUUUUGACUUUUAACCCCAAAAUCAUCCAUCUUUUGCUCAGCUCAGUCCAUGGGUCCCUUUCGUAUUCCUGUGAAUGUUGUCUGAUUUACACCUUUCUAGCUAGUUUCGAGUCUAUUGGAAAUUUCAGUCUUUGAAGGAGAAAAAGGUAAUUAAUUUGACAUCAUUCAUAGUAUGUUAAAAUGUUUGCUAUUUGAUUUAGUUUGAAUUUGGAAAUUAUUGUGUAUCAUAUUUAACGGUGUUAAAUUCCAUUUAUGAAUCUUGAGUUCAAACUUAUAGUGAA